This is a messenger RNA of Moesziomyces antarcticus, 1299 nucleotides long. Its product is annotated as metalloprotease. The record is from RefSeq and is a predicted model, not a curated record. Gene Ontology annotation, molecular function: metallopeptidase activity. The coding region runs from base 1 to 1299 and encodes 432 amino acids. NCBI's taxonomy places the organism in Eukaryota, Fungi, Basidiomycota, Ustilaginomycetes, Ustilaginales, Ustilaginaceae. The transcript is spliced from 3 exons.
AUGCUGCACUUCCUCAAGCUCGCCCCGACCAUUUCGGUCGCCCUGCUCGUGCUGCAGCAGCAGAUGCAGCCCAACGGCGGCGGUCGAGUCCUUGCGAGGCCGGUACAUGGAAAUACGGGCAGUGAGGCUUUUCCUGUGCUUGCUACGAGCCCUCGCUCGACCGGACCCGCGGCCGAGAAGGACAGCUCUUCGAGCGCUGACCCGCCCGCGGUACUCAAAGCUCUCGACGCCAUGUCUGGGUCGCAGCCACAGACGGGUCAGAGCGCCACUCCCUACAUGGCCAUCAAUCACGGUGAAGGAGGCAUGAUCAAGCCAGGUCAAUCGUCCGACGGCACGGUGAGCAAGUCCUCCACCCAGUCUGGUGCGUCGAAGCAGAACGGCGCUCAAUCGCCGCAGACCCACAGUCAGGGUGGCAAGAGCAGCGAUGCGGCCAAAGCGGCGAUGAAGACGUUGCAGCAGCCACGCACGCGCUUCUGUGCCCAAGCGGCCAACACGAACCGCACCGUGGAUGCCAUUUCGCAGAACCUGGUGUCUGCCGAACGCAAGCGGCUCGCCAAGAUCCGCAAGCAGCGUCAGGCCAAGUCGACAGGUCACAACGCCACCGAUGCACGCUCCCUGACCGAUGCAAAGCUGCUCGCCGAGCAGAGCAAGACGGUGGACGUCGUCUGGCAUGUGAUUUACUCUGGCAACUCCGGCAACCUGUCCGAUGCCAUGAUUGCCGACCAGAUCCAGACGCUCAACGACGACUACAAGGCGUACGGGUUUGCGUUUGAGCUCAACGCCACCAACCGCGUCGAAAACGCCAGCUGGUACCGAAACAUCAUGCCCGACGGAUCGCUGCAGGACCAGAUGAAGGCCCAACUCAGACGGGGAGACGCAAAGACGCUCAACCUCUACAGCGUUGAUUUCAACAAUGGCCUGCUGGGCUACAGCUCGUUCCCAUGGAACAUCGAGGAUCUCACCAACGAUGGCGUCGUGUUUCAGUACUCGACUGUACCCGGUGGGAGCGAGACGGGGUACAAUUUGGGAAAGACCGCAACGCACGAGGUCGGACAUUGGCUGGGGCUGUACCAUGUCUUCCAGGGCGGAUGCGUUGCGCCGGGUGACUUCGUCGAUGAUACUCCGCCCCAGAGCGUUGCGACGAGCGGAUGCCCCGCGGGACAGGACAGCUGCUCCGGCGGAGGCCCCGACUCGAUCCACAACUACAUGGACUACUCGAGCGAUGCCUGCCUGACUGAAUUCACCGAGGGCCAGGCGGUGCGCAUGGCGGCGCUCAGCGGCGAAUACCGUUCGCUCUAG